Messenger RNA from Musa acuminata AAA Group (dessert banana), 1089 nucleotides. Its product is annotated as ethylene-responsive transcription factor WRI1-like. The record is from RefSeq and is a predicted model, not a curated record. The coding region runs from base 1 to 1089 and encodes 362 amino acids. The transcript is spliced from 7 exons. Gene Ontology annotation, molecular function: DNA binding; DNA-binding transcription factor activity. Lineage: Eukaryota; Viridiplantae; Streptophyta; Magnoliopsida; Zingiberales; Musaceae. Gene Ontology annotation, biological process: regulation of DNA-templated transcription.
AUGGAGAAAUCUGUUCAAACCCCUCAACCUCAAAGCCCUUCUUCCUCCAUCUCUACCAUUUCAUUUUCUUUCUCAUCCCACACCUCUGUGCCUAAACUUGAUGAACCCAAGCAAAGGAAUGCAGGGAAACGCAAAGCAAGGACUGCAAAUGCCGACGCCCCUUGUGUCAAAGUAAAGAAGACCUCCAACUUCAAAGGAGUGACCAGGCACAAAUUGACAGGUAGGUUUGAAGCCCACCUAUGGGACCGAACCAGCUGGAAUGGAAGGAAAAACAAGAAGGGAAGACAAGUCUAUCUGGGAGCUUUCAAAGAUGAGGAGACCGCCGCCCGUACCUACGAUCUCGCCGCUCUCAAGUACUGGGGACCCCAAACCAUCCUCAACUUUCCUGCGCAAACGUAUGCGACAGAAUACUAUAUGAUGCAUCAAAUAUCAAAGGAAGAGUGUGUAGCCUCUCUAAGGCGCCGGAGCGAUGGCUUCUCAAGGGGAGUCUCAAAGUAUCGUGGGGUUGCUCGGCACCACCAGAACGGGCGGUGGGAGGCCAGGAUUGGCCAUGUCGGCGGCAGCAAAUACCUCUACUUGGGAACCUUCGAUACUCAAGAGGAGGCAGCACAAGCCUACGAUAUGGCUGCCAUUAAAUACAGAGGCAGCAAAGCAGUCACCAACUUCGACGUUGGCCGCUAUACUCAAAACCCUAGUUUCCCACAGGCCCAAUCAUGUCCUGCACCUCCCUUGGAGCUGUUCCCAGAGCUAACUCAGCCCCAGCCCCAGCCCCAGCCCCAGCCUUACUUCUUUGACCCUGCCGACUUCGUCACCCCACACAACCUCGUCCCCCUCCAAGUUACUGAUACCGUCGCUGAGAUCCCUCUCCUCGACGGCACAUCCGGCCUCCCCUUCGAUCUCACCGAUGGUGAUGCCUUCGCCGAGCUGUACACUGGCUUCGACGUCGCCACCUCUCACAUGGAUGUUGAGAGUAAGUUGUUUGACAGUGAUUUAUGGCAGACCUUCGAAAGCUUCUUGAAAGAGAUGGAAGGUGAUGAUGCUCUUCUAAGCGUUGGAGGAGCUAGUAAUAAUGAGCCAAAAGCCUGUUGA